CAGGCACGGGCAGCGACAUUCAGCUGUUCAAGGGUGGGGGCGGGGGCUGCCCAGUCUGUCUGUGAGAGUAAGUGUGCGGCUGCGGCAGAGAGGAAGGAGGGACACGCACGGUGCCGGGCCCGCUGUUCGCUCGUUCGCCGACGGACCGACCGACCUGAGAGCUGUCCAGUUUCGCUCUUGGUGUGUGUGUGAGUGCUCAGGAUGUGUCGGCGGUAAGAUUAGCAAGGCCUGGACUCGCACGCUCGGCUAGCCGGCGCCCCUCGUGACACGGACCCACCCUCCCGCCUGCCCGCCCGCCCUAGCGAUGGCCACCCCCGUCACCGUGCCAGAGUUCUACCGCAACCGCAGCCUCUUCAUCACCGGCGGCACCGGUUUCAUGGGCAAGGUGCUGCUCGAGAAGCUGCUGCGAUCAUGCCCGGACAUCAAGAACGUGUACCUGCUGAUGCGGCCCAAGAAGGGCCAGGACGUCGCCACCAGACUCACCCAGCUGCUCAACUCGCCUUUGUUCGACGCGGUGAGGGCCGAGCAGCCGCAGGCCGUGAACAAGGUGAUUCCCAUCUACGGGGACGUGACAGAACCUGAAUUGGGCAUCAGCCCCAGUGACCAGAAGGUGCUGAUAGACAAUGUCUCUGUUGUCUUUCACUCGGCGGCCACAGUCAAAUUCGACGAGGCCCUCAAGCUGUCGGUGACCAUCAACAUGCUGGGCACGAAGCAGCUGGUCGCCCUCUGCCACAGGAUGAUGUCACUCGAGGCUUUGGUGCACGUGUCUACCGCCUACUGCAACUGCGACCGAGAGCAGGUGAACGAGAUCAUCUACCCGCCUCCAUACGAUCCGGAGAAAAUAAUCCAGUGCAUGGACUGGAUGGACGAGGAGCUGGUCAACGUGAUCACGCCGCACCUGAUCGGCAAGCGGCCCAACACAUAUACGUUCACUAAGGCGCUGGCCGAGCACAUGCUUCUGAAGGAAAGCGGAAACCUGCCGGUCGCCAUUGUCAGACCCUCCAUAGUGUUGUCCGCAUAUCGGGAGCCGCUGCGCGGGUGGGUGGACGGCUGGAACGGCCCCACCGGCGUAAUCGCGGCCGCCGGCAAAGGCAUCUUCCGCACAAUGUUGUGCAAUGGCUCCAUGGUUGCCGACCUUGUGCCCGUCGACCUGGUCAUCAACCUUCUGGUCUGUGUCGCCUGGCACACGGCCACCACCAGACCGGAUGGGAUCAAAGUUUACAACUGCACGACCGGCAUGCAGCGGCCGAUCACGUGGAAGGACUUUGUAGGCAAUUGCUUCCACUACUUCCACAAGCACCCGCUCAGGGACACCAUUUGGUACCCUGACGGCACGUGCUCUACCAACUGGCUGCUCAACAUGGUCGGCGAGACCAUGAUGCACAUCAUUCCUGCCUACACCAUGGACGGGGUCAGCAAAAUGUGCGGACAGAAAGCCUAUAUGGUGCGGACGCACGAGAAACUGAAGAAGGCUGCCGAGUGCCUCGAGUAUUUCUCCACGCAUCAGUGGCAGUUUACGAACACGAACGUGGUGGCUCUGCAGGAUCGCCUUUGCAUCGAAGACAGAAGAGAGUUUUCGUUCGACGUCAAAGAAAUCCAAUGGCAGAGCUACAUCGAGAACUAUGUCCUUGGCAUCAGACGCUUUAUCUUCAAGGAUCCCCCAGACACCCUCUGCGCUGCCAGAAAGAAUCUUCAAUGGCUGUACUUGCUGCAUCGGUGCGUGCAGGUGCUGGGCGUGGUGCUCGCCUGGCGGCUCGUGAUGCUGCGUUCCUCAACCGCCAGGAGUGUGUGGCUGUCCCUGCUGGGCGUGUUGCUGCGGUUCGCCCGCAUGGUGCCCACGCACAUAUGAAGCUCCUGCUCUUCUCUCUAGUGAACACCCUCUCGCUGCUGCUGUCUCUCUCACACUCUCUCUUCGUGGACAUACACUCUCUCACUCACUCUCACUAAUUGCAUACAAACCGACGAUAUUUUCAGCAGAUCAGCACAACGUUUCGCCCUUUCGGAAGUAAUAAAACAACACCCCCCGAAUCUCGUAGUUUUCUCCCCCACUUUCUUUUCAGGGGGCGCGCCCCCCUCUUUUUUAUAGUCAAAUAGAAUUUUGCAAGUGAAGCGGCGAGGCCGGCGCAAGAUGCAUUUUUUGUCAGUCUCUGAUGAAACGAAAAUGUGAUUUUAGUGUUGUUUAACGUGUAAUAAUAAAUAGAGCAGACGAAAGAGGGAGGUGAUUGGAAAAAAAACACAAACAAACAGUGGCGGCCGCACGCGCUGACUCAAUACCCAAAGAUGUAAUCCCAAAGAUUUAUCUCAAGCACCAAUCAAUAACAGUAUAAUAAUGUAUUGCGUACGUAAUUAUAUAAUUUGUGUACAUGAAAAGACAUUGAAAGCAGAAACACAUUCUUCGUUCGACGAUUCCUACGCGCUAUGGGAAAAUUAAUAUAAUGAAAACGAUUAGCCAAAAAAAUUCCACUCCUUUUGCGGUGCAUCACAACAGUUACGAUUUAUUACAGUGGAUAUAAUUAGCGUCUAGGGUGUGCUUGUUACAUAACGCGAGGAAAAAUUAUUGUAAAUAAUAAAUCGCUAUUCGCGUCAAAGUUGGAGUCCAAAGCUGUCGACAAGAGGGGUCACCAGUUAUGCACUCAUUUCGGAUUUUAAUCUUUCUGCUGUGCGUUCCAGACACCAGUUAAUUAUUAAAGGCCUCCUAAUGGUGAAUUGUUUUGCCAGUUUGUGAUUAAAACAAAUUGUUGAGUUGGAAUUAAAUUAUUGCGGGGCUUAAAUUCCAACAAGCGUUUUCAAACUCACAUAAGUUCAACUGGGGGGGGGGGGGGCUUUAUAAUAUCUGGAAUUAUCAUUAUUUCUUUUUGGAUGCCAAGGAAAGUUUUAAUUAAAAUUAGUAAAUGGACAGUGUCGCCAUCUGUUGACAGCUUUGGACACAGACGCUGUACGCUAAAAUGAAAAAUAAAUCAAAUUCUUGAUUAUUUGCUGGGCCGAUUUUGGGUCCGCCUCGCUUGAUAACGCCGGAGCUUGUUUAUCGGAAUGAGCGGAAUAUAAAAAUGCUGUUUACUUGUAGCAGGAAGUAGACUCUGUAGAGUCAUUCACUCUCACGCACUCUUUAAAGCCCUUCUUGCUUCAGGCCGAAUAUUUGACCAUUUUUUCGCGGACACAGUGACAAGCGUGAUUGCUGCGAGAGUGCUUUUUAGUUAGUUUGAUUAAAAAGAACAGGAAGUGUGUGCUGCGCUCGAAAGUGUGUGAUUAUAAAUAGUUCCCACGUUUAGUAAAAAUUCGCUUUAUUAUUCGUACGCUUGUUUACAGUAAAUAAAAAUCAAAUUGUGUUAUCUCCCUGUUCUAUUAUAUUAUUCGUGAAUAAAUUUAUUUGAAUCAGUAUUAGACUCAAUUUAUGUUUGUUCGUUUCUGUUACGAUUAUUAUGCGUUAUUCUCUGUUACUAUUUGUGCUAAUUUAUUUAUUACAUCGUUACUUUGUUUUCCGUUGAGAUGAAAAUGUGAUUUUCUAUCUCAUCUUUUUCCAAACCACCCUCACAAUAAUGAAAGCGAAUGAAAAAGUAAUGAAUUUCCAUCCAUGCUUCAGUCAAGUUGCAGUAUACAUGCAGAUUUUUAUCAUGAAGUACACAUGUAAACAAUAAAAUUUCUCUUUUGAAUUACAAAA
Cloeon dipterum is the source of this 3658-nucleotide messenger RNA. Its product is annotated as putative fatty acyl-CoA reductase CG5065. The transcript has 9 exons. The coding region runs from base 305 to 1849 and encodes 514 amino acids. Gene Ontology annotation, cellular component: peroxisome. Gene Ontology annotation, molecular function: alcohol-forming very long-chain fatty acyl-CoA reductase (NADP+) activity. Lineage: Eukaryota; Metazoa; Arthropoda; Insecta; Ephemeroptera; Baetidae. Gene Ontology annotation, biological process: long-chain fatty-acyl-CoA metabolic process. The record is from RefSeq and is a predicted model, not a curated record.